Varanus komodoensis (Komodo dragon) is the source of this 1253-nucleotide messenger RNA. It is a transcript of the gene MYLK2, whose product is annotated as myosin light chain kinase 2. The record is from RefSeq and is a predicted model, not a curated record. Lineage: Eukaryota; Metazoa; Chordata; Lepidosauria; Squamata; Varanidae. Gene Ontology annotation, biological process: intracellular signal transduction; protein phosphorylation; positive regulation of apoptotic process. The transcript has 11 exons. Gene Ontology annotation, molecular function: ATP binding; protein serine/threonine kinase activity. Bases 1 to 1194 code for a protein of 397 amino acids. Gene Ontology annotation, cellular component: nucleus; cytoplasm.
AUGUGCGAUCCGGGGGAGCCGCGCCCGGCCGCGCCGCCUCCGUCGCCUGCCCCGGGGGCUGCGGUGGGUGCGGCUGCUCCCGCUCCCGCAGACGCCGAGGCUCGGCCGCCGGAGACGCCCACCAGCCCCUACCUCACCCCGGACUUUGGCAAGGAGGACCCAAUGCAGAUCUUGGACGACACUCCGCCGCCACCAGCCCCGUUCACCCACCGCAUCGUCCAGCUGAGGACGGGGGACUUCAGAGAUACCUUCAGCAUCAACACCAAGGACAUGCUAGGCGGGGGGAAGUUUGGAGAAGUCCGAGUGUGCACUGUGAAGGAGACGGGCCUCAAGCUCGCCGUGAAAAUUAUCAAGAAGCAGGGGCCAAAGGACCGGGAGAUGGCCGAGGUGGAGAUCGACGUGAUGAAUCAGCUGAACCACCAGCACCUGAUCCAGCUGUACGACGCCAUUGAAACGCCGAGGGAGAUCAUGCUCUUCAUGGAGUUCGUCGAGGGCGGGGAGCUGUUCGAGCGGAUCAUCGACGAGGACUACCGGCUCACCGAGGUGGACUGCAUGGUGUUCGUGCACCAGAUCUGCGACGGGAUCCUGUUCAUGCACCGCAUGCGCGUGCUGCACCUGGACCUCAAGCCCGAGAACAUCCUGUGUGUGACUGCCAAGGGCCACAUGGUGAAGAUCAUCGACUUCGGACUUGCCCGAAGGUACAAUCCCCGGGAGAAGCUGAAGGUGAACUUUGGCACGCCGGAGUUCCUGUCGCCCGAGGUGGUCAGCUACGAGCAGGUGUCCUACAGCACGGACAUGUGGAGCAUGGGCGUGAUCACAUACAUGCUGCUGAGCGGACUCUCCCCUUUCUUGGGGGACAACGACACAGAAACCCUUAACAACGUCCUGGCGGCCAGCUGGUAUUUUGACGAAGAAGCCUUCGAGGGGAUCUCUGACGAAGCCAAGGACUUUGUCUCCAACUUGAUUAUCAAGGAAAAAAGCGGGCGAAUGAGCGCCGCUCAGUGUCUCCAGCACCCCUGGCUCAACAAUUUGGCGGAAAAGGCCAAGCGGGUCAACCGGCGCCUGAAAUCCCAGGUCCUGCUCCGGAAGUACGUGAUGCGGAGGCGCUGGAAGAAAAACUUCAUUGGCGUGUGUGCUGCUAACAGAUUCAAGAAGAUCACCAGCUCGGGGUCCCUGACGGCACUGGGGGUCUGAGCGUGGUGGGGCCGGACCCUCGGGGAGGAAUCGAGCGGCACGGAAGCAAGAGUGAGGAG